CACCUAAUAAACACGUGCUAUCAACAUCGAGGUCUCAAACCAGCCUCUAACAAGCGGUUUACACGUGUAGAUUAGACUCAAAUUUUUUAUAAAUAUUUAAUUAUUAUUUUAAGUUUGCAAAAUGACUGAUCAAGCAGUGUUUAAAAUGCAAGAAAAUCAUGUUGGACAGAUGAAUGGUGUAAGCGAAUCCGAAAGUGAUGAUGAAUGGGAAGAAAUGAACGAUGAAGAGCAAAUUAUUGAGUGCCUCUUCUGCAAAAAUGUUUAUAAUGGUUUUUUAGAUGCAUUGAAGCAUCUUGAGUCAUCUCAUAACUUCAACUUUUCUACUUUUAAGAAUAGAUAUGCCUUGGAUGUGUACUCUUACAUUAAAUUAAUAAAUUUUAUUAGAAAGAAAAAUAUCACAGCUGAAGAGUUGAAUGGAUUAAAUGUCAAGUUAUGGGACAAUGAUGAGUAUUUGUCACCUGUGAUACAAGAUGAUCCAUGGCUUAUGCUUGAUUUGGAUGACAUUGAAGACCCUAUAACUAAUUCUCAUGUUUACCCUACCAACUCUGAACAUGAAAGCGUCACAUUAUCCGAAAUACAUUUUGCUGAAUUACAAAGGACAAUUCAGUCAUUGAAAGCUCAAUUAGAGCAACGAGAUCUAGCGUGUCUCAUAGCAAAGCAGCAAAUUGAAGAAAUGACAAAGAAAGUUCAGAAACUAGUAUUUGAUGAAGAUGAUUCUUCUAAACCAAAAGAUAGAUGCGUUAAGAAAGUUUCUUCUAAUUCUGACCAGGGAUAUUUCAAUACUUAUAGUCAUUUUGCAAUUCAUCAUGAAAUGUUAACUGUAAUAGGCGAUAAGGUGCGAACAGAGAGCUAUCGUGAUGCACUUUUUACAAAUUCUCACAUAUUUAAUAAUUGCAUAAUGCUUGAUGUUGGUUGUGGAACUGGAAUCCUUUCAAUGUUUGCUGCAAAAUCAGGUUGUAAAAAAGUGAUAAGCGUUGAUCAAUCAGACAUUAUUUACCAUGCCAUGGAUAUUGUGAGAGAAAACAAUCUAACUAAUAUUAUAACUUUGAAGAAAGGAAGACUAGAAGAUAUUGAUUUAGAUAUCAAUAAGUUCGAUGCCAUUAUAUCCGAAUGGAUGGGAUAUUUUUUAUUAUUUGAGGGUAUGCUCGAUUCAGUUAUUUAUGCAAGGGACCAUUAUCUUGCACCAGGUGGUAAACUUUUGCCAAACAGAUGUACAAUCAGCCUUGUUGGUAGCGGAGAUACAAAACGUUAUAUUGACUUAGUUGAUUAUUGGUCCAAUGUAUACGGUUUCAAAAUGAGCUGUAUGAAAGCAGAGGUUGUGAGAGAGCCAAGUAUAGAAUUUGUCAAUGCACAAGAUUUAGUAACCAACGUUGCAGAGAUACAAUCGUUUGAUCUGUAUAAAGUAACUACAGAUUGUUGCAAUUUUUCUGUGCCAUUCAGCCUUACCGUAAAAAGAAGCGGUUCAUUGACAGCUAUCAUCGGUUAUUUCGAUGUAUUUUUUGAUUUGGAGAAUCCUGUACAUUUCAGUACAGGGCCACAUGCUACUCCAACUCAUUGGAAACAAACAGUUUUCUCGCUGAGCGAACCAAUUAGCAUUACAGAAGGUGAAGUUGUUAUCGGAAAAUUAAUAUGCCAAAGGCAUGUAAAGGAUGUCCGUGGAUUAAUCGUAACGAUAAAAAUUAAGGACUUGAACCAAGUUUAUUAUUUGGAUUGAAUUAAUCUGCACACAAGAGACUAUGUAUUAUUUGAUAAACACAACUUUUAAUUUUGGAUAUUUUUGUCAAUAUUUUAUUCAAGUAAAUUUGAGGGCCAUCCGAAUUUUGCUGAAUAUAUUCUGCAUAACAAAUAAAUCAGUUUCGCGCACACAAUUCCGUCAUACUAUUUAUCACUGCACAGUACAAUCUUAAAAUUUAACUGACUACGAAUAUCAAAGUCGAAUGUUAAAGACACAUGUGAGUACACCUUAAGCUUACAAAUUUUCAAUAUUUAAAAUGCAAUAUAUAGUUCGUAUAAAUAAUGAAUCUACUUAAAAAGAAAGAAAGAAACGAAAUAAGAGAAAAAAAACGACAAAAUUUUUAAAAUAAAAAAAUUAAAUUCUAAUAUCUCAUUUUGGAGAUAUUAUACAAUGCACUUUUCAGUGUUUGUUAAAAUAAAAUACUGCGUUGCAUAAUACGAUAGUUCCAAUCUUCCGAAUUUCGUGCCUUUAGAGCGUACGCUAAUUUUUGCCACAGAAUUGAAAAUAACAAAAAAAAUCGCGUAUUUACAGUACCUUGUAAGUUUUAAGGUUUAGUAAUAAGAACUAGUUUAAAAUCUUCGAUUUAAGAAUUUUAAACUUAAAAGAAGGUUGUCAAGCGAUAAAAAAAUGAAUAAGCAAAUGAAAGAUAGUAAAACGCUGCAACUACACUAACCGAUGAGGUAUGUUUCGCAUACUGCAUUUAACUACAUUAUAGCUCGAUAAACAUUUAUGCUAUUCGACUUAGCUUCAAGUAAUAGUUAGGUUUAUGAUAAACAACGUUUAGUGGGUUUUCAAAAUAUUAAUAUUUUGGAUCCAGUUUUUGGCUCUUGAUUGUUGAUAUUUUGGCUUUUGAUUGUUUCUACGAAAUAGUCAAAUCGACGACUUUAUGAAUAAUCAACAAUAGUCUACGUAUCUCCGUUGACAUGAAUAGUCGAUGGCAGAACUCCACGUUUAACAAAUUUAAAUUAAAUCUCGUAUAAUUCUGUGAUAUAUAACGAUAUAGAGUAACAACUUGAAAAAUUGCUUAAAGCGACAAGCUUGAACCGUAGGGUAACAGUAGACGAUUGAAAAAUUACCCAUGUUUGCGCUACGGGCUUUUACAAACCGAAUUAAUAACGCCAGAUAACAGGUACAUUAACGAAUUUACGAAAAGUCAACAUCUUAUCGCUUAUCAGGCU
This is a messenger RNA of Phymastichus coffea, 2913 nucleotides long. RefSeq names its product protein arginine N-methyltransferase 3 (gene Art3). NCBI's taxonomy places the organism in Eukaryota, Metazoa, Arthropoda, Insecta, Hymenoptera, Eulophidae. Gene Ontology annotation, cellular component: nucleus. The transcript is spliced from 8 exons. Gene Ontology annotation, molecular function: protein-arginine N-methyltransferase activity. Gene Ontology annotation, biological process: peptidyl-arginine methylation. Bases 122 to 1714 code for a protein of 530 amino acids. The record is from RefSeq and is a predicted model, not a curated record.